Molecule: messenger RNA, 8053 nt
Organism: Anopheles stephensi (Asian malaria mosquito)
Lineage: Eukaryota; Metazoa; Arthropoda; Insecta; Diptera; Culicidae
Gene: Eip74EF
Product: ecdysone-induced protein 74EF
Exons: 8
Coding region: 2721-5045 (774 amino acids)
Biological process (GO): cell differentiation; regulation of transcription by RNA polymerase II
Cellular component (GO): nucleus
Molecular function (GO): sequence-specific DNA binding; DNA-binding transcription factor activity, RNA polymerase II-specific
Source: RefSeq, a predicted model, not a curated record
UCCCAAGCACUUCUUUUGUGACUUUCCGUUCGCGUUGACGCGUAUCUCCCGUAACCCGCGUAGUCCGGCUCCGAGGCGGAAAAACGCGUGCUCCUCGGCUUUUGUUUUGUGCUUUCCCGCGUUGCACCGUGUGCGCGCGCUUGUGUGCUUUUGUUUUGGUUUUGCGUGCAUCGUGAUCGCAUCGAAUUUCGGUUGCUCGAUUUGGUUGGCCAGUGUACGGUUUGCUGUGCGUUGUUUGCAUUAUCUCCUAGUUCUCCUGCCGGAGGACAUCCCGACCGGGGUGAACCAGGGAGUCGUUAGCUGGUGCAGUGCAUAGUGUCGGGGCACUAAACUGUGGUGAUUCAUUCGAUCAUCAUCGAGCAGGAUAAAAAUCAAUCAACUAAGUUCGAGUUUUGUUUCGUUCGAAUUCUCAAACACAAGAUAAGUGAAAGUGUUUGCUAUCGUGCCAAGUGAGCGAGUGGCGGGAACACCCGCGGAAAGUGUGGGUGCAAACCGGAGCAGAAGAAGAAGAAGAAAAGGAAAACAGGGUGGUGACACUUUUGCCCGCUCAAAGAUAAUAUAAGCAGUGAUACCGAUAGCAUCGUGUGGUCUGUUAACGGUCCGAAGAAAGAGAAAAGAAGAAAAAAAAACGGGAAGAAUUUUAAUAGUUACCGCACACGUGUGCAUUUUGUGUGGUGAGCGCUGAUUUAAACUAAACAGCAAAGUGCCUUACGUGAGGUGAAGUCGAAUUUGUGUCGCCAAAGCAAGUGUGAAUUGUGAAGUAACAACAAACCAACAAAAAGUCAAAUUAUAUACAGCCUUAGCUUAGUGUCGUUGUGCCUCAACUGCGCGAGGGAAAAGUGCAAAUCUUCUCCAGCAGAAGAAUCCGCUCAGUGGAAUCGAUCGUCGCGCAGCAGCCAUUUUUCUAUUGCCCAGCAACUGUUUGGCGGACGACUGUGGCUUGCGGCUUGUAGGCCGAUCACCAUACAGCCACCCUGAGACAAGCGGCCUUCGCAGCAUAAUUGUGAGUGGUGUUCAUAAUUGUCCUCGCCGUGAAAAUAUUGCGCCUUGAUUGGCCUCGCUCGUGUUAAAAAAAGGAAAAGCAAAGCCUUAAAAAUCGAGAGUGAAAAGCUUGGUGUGCGCGCGCGUGGGCCAAGCAGAAGAAGCAAAAGCAAUAAACCAAGAUCGAGAAAAGUGAGCUUCAGUUACAUUGCGCAUUUGGUUACAUCGGAAUUGGUGAAGGUGUUUGGUUGGUUGUUUUUUUCGGGCGGCAGCAAGAAAAAAAAAGGAAAUUAAUGAUAAUCAUCGAAUGAGCGAGCAGAAAAAAUAAUAAUACGCACACGGCACGCAGAUAAGUUGCACCACCAACAACGAUCGAGAUGAUCGGUCUCUAGUGGUCCUCCUCUCUAAUUCAAUGCCCCACCGAGUGAAGUGCAUUUUCCUCGUGUGCUGAAGUGUGUGUGAGUGAGUGUAUUUGUGAGUGUGUGCGGGAGCGGAGUUUUGGAGAAAAACGAGUUUUCCAAGCGGUUUUGUUGCUGUACGGUUGGUGUUCUCCAGGCCCAAGUGUGCGGGGUGUACUUGAGCACCCUGAAGAGUGUUUUGAAGGUGCGCUCAACAAUUUCCGUACGCGGGAAAACAUCUUUCCGGAAAAAUCCGGUAUUGUUGGUGCUGAAACAGUGUGGAUCCUCGUAAAAGGUGCAAGAAAGUCACUCUUAAGACGCGAAACCUGCUGUGCUUACUGUUUACUGAGAACAUCCGAAGGACGAGUCGGGACUUCACGCCUCACUGGAUUAACACACAUUUCGCUCUCGAAACGGAUUAUCGGAGGUCGGAAUAUCGGUUGUGGAUUACAAUGCGGAAGCAGCUAGUUCAGUAUCAGCUGUCGAUUGGAUUCAAGAAUGCUGCUCUGGAAACACAAACCCCUGUGAUGAUCGAGUACUGACCCUCACCUGGAUCCUGCCCGCCUGUUGAACGAGCCCAGAAAAUGAUACUGCAGUUCCGAACAGAGCCCAAUCUUGCCAGCUACUACUUAUCAAGCAAACCAAACAGCAACUGCUACUCGAGCUCGCCACCUCGAACAACAGAGGCAGCAGUCGUUGGCAAACAACAUCGAAACGAUACCAACGAACCAACAGCACCAUAUGUCUUCAAGCUACUCGCAGAGCGCAACAAGCAAUAUUACCUGCAACAUACACUAAGAAAGAUAGAACUUGUAAGAAACGGUGAAACAAGCCUCACUCCGUUUACCUAACCUGUAAUGCAACGAAAUCUGUGAUAAAUGAUAAUAAUUCGUCGAAAGGAAGCUCGUGUGAUAAACGUGUGUAGAGAGUUGAUAUUUUGCGUGGUGGAAGAAAACGACCGUUAUCGUGCGCGUGCAUGUGCGUGGUGAAAUAAGCAAUAUUUUUGAAAAGGUGUGCCGUGGUGAAUGGUGAUUAGCGGUUUGUGGUGAAAUUAUAAAAUCUCGUUACAGCGCCACCUAUGCGAAGUUGUACGGAAGCUUACGAAAGUGAGCGCAUUGUGGUGUCUUGGCUAAAUGUGUGGUGAAUAGAGUUAGAGAGGCAGUGUGGUGAGAAAGCGAUUGCGAUUGUUUUUAGCCUUCAAAUCGUUGAAGUUUAUUUUUAGAGAAUCUUUGUUGCAUUCGCGGCAAAUGUACAGCUAUAGUAUCGGUCUAGGUAGAAAUUGAAUUCGAAAUUUAAACGCUGGCGUUGGCGAGUUUACGGGGUGGCUCUGCCAUCGUGGCGAUGCCAUUUAUCGACGAUGAGUUGCUGUGGUCCCCGGACAACGAUGGACGGAUGGUGGAUCUGCAAGCAUGCCUGCAAACGGAGAGCAACCAAGCUACGGCAAGCCAAACGGCCGAGCUGGCGAGUGAGUUGAACACGCUAGAUCAACUGGACAAUGAUUCGGACGAGCUGCUGCGACAGUUGACGGAGAACACGUUCGAGUUGGAACAGUUCUUCCAGGAUUUUCCUGCCACCGAGAUAAAAGUCGAGGAGAACAAUAACGAUCUACAGCUAGAUGAGGAAGCGAAUGGACAGAUCUUCCUACAGAAUUGUAGUCAGUUCCUAACGUCGGCAGCGGCGGCCGCACAGCUAAGCGCCCUGUCCGUCAGUGAGCCAAACGAACUCGACGGUGGCCUGCAAAGGCUUUGCUCCGGUGGCAAUGAUCAGCUCGUUGGAUCCGGUACUCUCACCACGCAACAGCUGCAGGAACAGCUACUCAUUGCUCAAGCGCAGGGGCUGUUGCAGCAGAACCGUUUCAACAAUUCACUGCUCGCCGAAAAGUUGCUGCAGAACCACCAUCAACAGCAGCAGCAGCAGCAUCUGCAUCAUGCACACACCACAUCACAAAAUGGCGUUACCAGUCUGGAUGCACUCGGUGUGCCAUCCAGCAGCAGCAGCAACAACAAUGGCAACGGUAGCAGUAGCAGUCACGGUGGAAGGGCGAACAAACCGCCCGAUAUCGUCAUAAAAGAUGAAAUCAAAUAUCAAGUGGACACCGAGAUACCGAUCCUGCCGCAAUCGCCGAGUCCUCCGCCACAGUCCCAACGGUCGUCCCUGGCCGGUGGACAGUCGCAGCAAACGGCCAGCCUGCUGGCCAGCACGUUACAGCCGUCCCAGCAGCACAGGCCCCUACUGCACGGGCUCCUGAGCGGUACGCACCUACCGCAGGGACCGUACCAUCGUGGCUACAGCACGUCCAGCACAGGUUCACUACCUCCGAGUCCCGCCGACAGCGGAGUGUCCGAUGUGGACAGCUCCAGCAGCGGAGGCCAGCCGGCCUGCAGUGACGAGCUGAAGGCUCGCCUUGGCAUUCCGACCAGCAGCACCGGACCGGUCAGCAGCCAGCCGGGCCAACCGUCACAUCCGCACCAGCAGCAGCAGCAGCAACAGCAACAGCAGCAGCAACACCAGCAGCAGGCAUCCCAGCAACAACAUCACCAGCAACAUCACCAACAACCACCGCCCCAACAUCAGCACUCCCAGAGUCAACCACUGUCGGUGCAUCCGAAUGGGGGGACCGGCUCACCGAACGGAGGCUCCCUCUCGUCCUCGUCCGCUCUCUCCCAGGUGGCAGCAGCUGCCGUGGCCGCGGCCGCAACCCAGCAGCACCUCCAGCAGCAGGCCGCCCAUCUACAGUCCGGCCCGUUCCUGCGGCCCAACUUUUACCAUCACAAUUCGCCACCGCUGCGCAACAUCUGGAACCAGCGGAGUGUACCACUGUCCGACAACUAUCACUACCUGCAUUCGAUGAACUCACCCAACGGCUACCCAUCGGCAGCGGCCGCCGCUGCUGCAGCAGCCGCUAACCACUUCGCUUCCGGUGGUGCCGGUGGUGCUACGAACGGAACUGCCAGCAAUGGUGCUCCGGCCGGUGCGUUAGGCCGUGGUGGUGCUGGCACAGGUUCUGCCGGUCCGCUCGGUGGAAAUGGUGCGAUGGGACAGCAUGGGCAUCUUGCUCCGCACCAUGCCACGAACCCUGCCCACCAUCACGGACAUCUUGGCCAGCAGCAUCUCGGACAUCAUCCACACGCCGGCAAUGGACAUGUAGGUGGUGGUGCGAACUCGGCAGCUGCAGCCGCCGCUGCCCUGAUGGCGAACGGCAUCGUCAACGGGUUGGGUCACCACGGUCAACAUGGACCGCACAACGUGUCCUCGAGCUGUCCCGACGAUCUGUACAUGCUGGAGCUCGGGUUCCAACCGCGCAAGCUGAAGAAACCGAAGAAGCCCAAGCUCGAGAUGGGUGUGAAGCGAAAGUCUCGCGAAGGCUCCACGACCUAUCUGUGGGAGUUUCUGCUGAAGUUGCUGCAGGAUCGCGAGUACUGUCCACGGUUCAUCAAGUGGACCAACCGGGACAAGGGCGUGUUCAAGCUGGUCGACUCGAAGGCGGUCUCGAAGCUGUGGGGUCUGCACAAGAACAAGCCGGACAUGAACUACGAAACGAUGGGCCGAGCGCUGCGAUACUACUACCAGCGGGGGAUACUGGCGAAGGUGGACGGCCAGCGGUUGGUGUACCAGUUCGUGGACGUACCGAAGGAUAUCGUCGAGAUUGACUGUACCGGUGCCUGAAGUCCGCGGCGGGGUCGUACCCGUUGUGGGAUGCGGCCCGCGGACAGAACACCAUCGUCCGACCAACACACACAACCACAAACCCUACGCUAGUCCGGUUUCUUCCAGAGCAAGAGAGCAAGAGAGAGCGAGAGAGCGAGACAGAUGGAAUUGGUGCUGGUGGAUCGCUGUCUCGUGUGCGUGUGUCCUUCUAUCUCGCUGUCACCUCACCAGAAUAGUUGUGAGGAGAAGUUCUGCCUGACCUCCGUCUUAACCCUCCCCACGUUGUACAAUUGGAUCGUUUUACCACUUUGAUAUUUAUUCGUCCUUUCUUUAAGUUUUUUUUUUAUUAUUUGUUUGUUAUACGCUAGUGUUAACGAUGGCUGCAAAUUGGCGUGCGAGCGACAGAGAGCACCAUGGAUCUUUUCGUUUCGAUGCGUGUGCAUCAAGGCAAUGCCUUAUUUUGGGGGUGUUAAAUCAAGCAAAACUUUUUUACAAAUCAACCAUACAAGACAUAUUUUAAAUAGUACCCAUGAAAAGGAAAAGACAAUAACACACAAACAAACAAGAGCAAAAAUAGAUACACACGCACUUAGUACAAUUAAACAAAAACCAGAGCAAAAACAGUAAAUCUACAUAGAAAAAAAAACACCCACAAAUAUAUAUAAAGAGAAAAUGGCAAUAUAAAGAAUUGAAAGCUAAGAGUACAAAAAAACGAAGAGAAAAAGGAACAAGAAACACACACACAUCGACACAGAUAAGUAAAACAUAAGAAAUGUUGCUGGCAAUAGAGCAAAAUAGUGAUUAGCAAAAUUUUUAAUUCUCCUCUACUUUUUGGAUAAAAAAAAGCGAAAAAUAGUUAAGUUAAUCCCCCAAAUAGAACCCAUACCACUUACCUUCGGAUGUAUGCUCACACACACACAAACACUCUGGAGUUUUUGGAGCGUUUUUUUUAUUUUGAUUUUUCUUUUAAUUAACCACCCGGUGUGAGAUUUUCGUUUGUAUAGGUGUGCGCGUGCGUGUUUUCUCGUGAGUUCGAAAAGUUUCUCAUUGUAAUUAUGGUUUUCUUGUAAGAUAGUUAGCUUAAGUCGAUUAACCGCGUUAAGUAUAGUUCUGAGUGGCGGACAGCGGUUAGUUUGGUGUACAUUUUGGUUUUUAAGUUACAAAACAUAUCUUUAAGUCGCUUAGAUAACGAUCGUUUUCCGAUGGCGAGCUGUAAAAAAUGUAAAGGGAAGUUGUAUUUUAUUACGGUUAGGUUAGGUUAGGCCGUUCGCGCAGAACUCCUAUUUUUAUAACUUUUAACUUUGAUCCACCACUACUUUUACUGCGUUAGAAGUUAACUUUUAAUUUGAUCGACCCACGAUCAUCCGAUCGCCAAUUCGUUAACCGUUUUAGCUUACUUCACACUAGCUGAAGGCUCGAAGCUGCCCCAUUACAAUUUUUAACCCGCUACGCCUUAACGAAGCGUAUCCUUAGAAAGGGAAGGAGUUUACUGGCCGGAUGCGUCCCGGUCCGGGCGUCCGGACGCCUGCUGCAACCACUGUCACAGCUUUCCACUGCCCCAUUUUCCGUGUGAAUCAGUGAAAAAUUACCCUUUUUUCUAUGUGUCAAGAACUCACCCUUUUUUUCGUACGUGUGGAUGCGAUCUACUAACAGCGUGCGAUACUCACCACAGACUAAUUGGUUGGCAUACAUAGACAACAGGGAAGAAAGCGAGGAAAAAGAAAGAAAGAGAUAGAUAGAAAGCGAACGACCCGGCGGAGGGUAUACGUUCGUUUGUUUAUUAUUUUCAAAUUCGACCGUUCUUUAUUUUAUUAUUCAGUUUUGUGUGCAUAUUCGAGUUUUUUUUUUUUGUUUUUCGUCAAGUUUUUCUUUGUUUGCCUUUUUGUUUUGUGUUGUGUUGUUAGAAUCUUGAUCUCAUUAAUUUAUUCAUCUGCUUUCUUUGCCUCCUGGACGAGUAUUUGGCACGGUUCGUGUAAUGCGUGCGUGCGUGUGUUUUUUUUUUUUGUAUAUUUUAUGCAUGUGUGAGUGUACAUCAGACAAAGUUGGGAGGAAAAACAAUCAAAAAAGCUUCUAUUUUUGUACUUUUAAAACACAAAAUCACACACACACACAUGUUUUGUUUUAGUUUGAUUGUAUUGUAUGAAGACAGUACAAUGCCACCGCCUGCUUAAGUGCUAAGCCGUGAAGUUAUCAAGCAAUCGUUUUAAUUUCUAAGAACCAACCAUAUCAAACACCACGAAAACAAACAACCACACAUACAGAUUACAAAAUAUAGAUACAAAAGUUAAAUCCCCCAUUUUUUUUUUAUUUUCUAAAAGAGAAAAUAGUAGGGAAAAAGAUAUAAGUAAAGUUAAAAAGAAUGCAAAAACAAUACAGUGUUACAAAUCAAAAAUGUACCGUCUCGUUUUUAAGCAAAGCAGAAUGUUAAAACAAUAGAUCUAUAUAUACAUAGUAUAAAAGCGUUAAUCAUUACAAAACACUAACAGCCAACAAUAGGAACAGAAACAAACAGGAAAACAAAACAAAAAAAAAACACAAAUAAUAAUGCGGCACUCGUACGAAAGUGUGUGUGGAUUUUUAUUUCUUUUCGAUACGACUGCGUCUGUGUGCGUGUGUAUAAGAAGCGGAUGCUAUUUUUUAACUGUUUGCAAAAGUUUUAUAAUUGAGAAUUAUUAAGUAAUUAGUUGGAUAGCGUUCCAAUUGUUUAUAAAUAAUUUGUAUAGAGAAAAAAUGCGGAUGAGAGAGAAUAGUUUGUAAAGGAUGAGUAAAUAUGUGAAAGAAGAAGUUAAAAGCGUAAAAUGGGCGAAAUGUAACAAAAGGAAGCAAAACAGAGAAAGGAUAGUGAAUACGUAAGGAUAAAACAGAGAAGCUAGUGAAUGGUUAAGCUAAAACAAAACUGUGCAUAUUUUGUUGUAAAUGGUGCGGCCUCCCGUGACCGUGGUUGUAAAAUUAUAUCUACUUUUUAAGGUUCGCGCGCGUUUUCAAGCCGACGAAUGUGACGAAUAAAACCGCUAUAUAAAUUAUAA